Helicoverpa armigera (cotton bollworm) is the source of this 2841-nucleotide messenger RNA. Its product is annotated as myosin-7. The transcript is spliced from 19 exons. NCBI's taxonomy places the organism in Eukaryota, Metazoa, Arthropoda, Insecta, Lepidoptera, Noctuidae. The coding region runs from base 19 to 2715 and encodes 898 amino acids. The record is from RefSeq and is a predicted model, not a curated record.
UGGACAUCAUUUGGAAAUAUGGUGGCAAAAUGUGUCAAACCAGGUGAUUCUGACAAAAUUUUCAAGUCUAUUAAUCUUUAUAUCAAAAGUCUUCAAAAAUACCAAAAAUAUUGCACAAUGUUGAAAGCAUCGCAGCCUUCAGCGAACGGUGUAAUAGGUACCACCGAAAAAAUGCCGAAAACUGCACAAUCUCACCCUCAGUGUUCCACAAAACGCGCUCACUCGCCGGGGAAGAAAGAACUGGCCAACCUAUUGAAAGAUGUCUUAUCACUAGAUAAUGAAAGCGGUGUGAAGAAACGACCCAUGAGAGCUAUCGCCAAGAGGGCACAUUCCGCCAGCCCCGUCACACCACGGCCUAGAAGCCCACUUCAUUUAAAGAAUAAGGCAGCGGACAGAAGAUGCCAGAGUCUAUCCCCGUGCACUGCUACGCAAAAGAAAUCUCAAGAGCAUUUCGCACCAGUAAGCGGACAGGCACCUGACGGGAUAAUGCAACCCUUUCACAUACCACCAGAGAGUGACCCUGAAAAAGAUUUGGUUAUGCCUCAAUGUGUUUUGACCAAAGUGAUGCGAAUUUUAGCAACGAAAAAACGAGAGUUCCUGAAAAUGCGCAAAGGUUUAAUUUCUCAACAAAACGUGAUGUUGGAGAACUUCGCGCAGCUCAAAGAGCUGGAAGCUCGGGCGGGAGUGCAUGCUGACGAGUCUAUGGGCGAAGUGCGCGUGCUCUCGGUCAGCGGCUGGCCGGCACAUGACCUGCUUAUGUUAGUUCGCGACGACCUGGCAAUGCCGUUAAAUUCUGAAAUAUCCGGACUUUUUGGUCCACAUGUUCUUCAGCAAAUAACAGCGCAAUUGAACCCUAUACCCGAAGAGAUGUUGGCGGUUAGCGCAGAGAUUAUGGCGCGACGAAUAGAACUACUCAAUCUUCUGAGGGGCAAGCACCGAACAGAUCGGGCUACCUAUCUUACUAAUUUAGAAUGGAAAACGAAGAACACUGAAUUUGAUCAUGAAACAGAAAAGCUACAUAGAAUGGUGGCUGGUACUGCGGAGAAUUUGAAGGCUAAAAUAAAUUAUUCUCUAGAACUUGCGAAGAUUCCUUGGGUCGAUCGAGAUACAAUGAUGAAAAAGAUUGAACGGCUACAAAAGGAGAACAUGAUACUGCAGCAUAAACUAGAAGAUGUAACGAAGAAAGAUACUGACGAACUUAAAGAACUGGGACCAACGUCGGAUAAUAGGCCCAACUAUCAGGCAGUAUGCGAGGAGUUGUCGAAGGAGCGCGCGGCGCGGGAGGCGCUGAAGGAGGUGGUGUCGGCGGCGGAGAGCAUGCUGCGCGUGGCGCGCGCGCGCAUCGCCACGCUGGAGCGCCAGCUCAAGGACACGCGCUCCGAGCUCGAGGCGGCGCGCAAAAAGCACAAAGACCUCGAGCAACUCUAUCGUCAUCGGGAGACUAGCUACGAUGCGCGCUCCAAGAAGUUACUUGAAGUUUCCAAAACAGGAGAAAUUACUAUCGAAACACUGUCCCGGCAACGAGAUGCGUUGGAACUCAGGGUAAAGGAGCUACGUGAGCAGGCUGAAAACGCGGAGAGAUUGGCCUCUGCAAGAGAAGCUGAGCAGCGCGCUCGCGCCGAGUCGCUCCAGGCGAAGGUAGCGGAACAGUUCUCUGUUCAGGAAAGAGUCAAGGCAGCUACCGAGAGUCGUGUGACGGAGUUGGACGCCAAAGUCAAAGAGUUAGAAGAUCAAUUACAGGCUUUACGCGAACGUUCCGUGAGGCUCGUAGAUAUGGAGCGACGACGAUGCCUUGAAUAUGUACCUUCGAAAGAGAGCGAACCUUCCGACAGAGAAACUGAGAUUUGGAAAGAACUUCAAGUGACUCGAGUUGCCUUAUCUCGCGUAGAGGAAGAACUAAGACAAAGUAGAGCUGACAAAGAUAGCUUUUUAAAUUCUUUGUCUCGGAUUGCGCAAGGAGAAGGAUCGGACAACGUUCAAGAAAAAAUUGCAACGGAAUUAUUAGAUAGAGAACAGAAGAUUGUCAAACUACAACACGUCAUACAAGAACAAAGAGAAAAUGAAAAAUUGAUGGAACAGAGCAUGACACAGUAUGAGAACCAGCUAGCGGCUCUACGUCUUGAAGUGAAACGUUUGCGGAACUAUGAUGGUUAUGCAAAAGAAGUUCCGUAUCAAGAACUGCAUACAGAGCUGCUGGAGUUGCAUAUGCAAGUGGAAACUCUGUCGCGGGAGCGUACCGCUCUGGUGACGGCAGCCGCGUCGCGCGCGCUAAUGUUGGAGCGGCACGAGCGCUGCGCGGAUUUGUUCGCGCGGAUGAUCCGCGCCCGCCGCGACCUGUCCGCGCUUCUCGAAGGCCGCAGCGACCCGGCGCCCCUAGACGAAGCAGGCCAGGCGGAGGUGUCGAGAUCGUUGUCGUCGGUGUGCGCGAGCGCGGCGGACACGUGGACGGCGCUGCGCACGGAGCGCGCGCGCGUGCUGCGCCUGGAGAGCGCGGUGCUGGCGCAGAGCCUGCAGCUGGAGCGCGAGGGCCGCGUGCGCACGCAGCUCGAGCGCCGCCGCGCCAUGCUCGAGCGAGAGAUACUGCGCUCCCAGAGCGAGACCACCGACUCCUCUGUAUUAAACCCCAUCAAAAAUCCAAGUUUGGUAUUCUCCCAAUGUUUUUUUAUGUAUUUAGGAAUAACAGUGUUUGUACUCAAUUUAAUAGGUUUAGGGUAGUUAGAAUAAAAAUUGAAAAAUUAUUUUAAGAUGAAAUAAUAUCUGGAAGAUGUCCUGUCCCAAUUUUUGUAAUUUGUAUCGACGAAACCAUUUCUUCCUAAGAUUAUUGCUAUCUACUUUUUUUAU